AAACCAUCUGAUGUUACGAAGGUGAUUUCCAAGGCGCGGAAUGUGACGUCAUGGACUCGCUCCCUUCCGCGAGGCCUAAUGACGUCAUUGUCCAGCCAGAAGCGGGAGGAGGCGGAGCCAGGGCCGCAGUGUUCUACCACACCGAGCGCACUUAACACCGACCAAGUUGGGGGCAAUAUCAACCGAUUGUUUUCGGAGUCUUCAUCGUCAUGUCUUAGCGGCGGGGCCUCUCGGGAGGACGCUGGUCGCGGGCCAGCCUCGGGAGGAGCGCCGCCGCCGGACGGAGAUGCUCAUGGUCGAAGCCGCGAGCAUCCACCGUGGACGCGGACGCCCCUUCAUCAUCAUCAUCCUCAUCAUCAUCCCCACCGUCACCAUCAAAAUGGACGCCCGGGACAACACGAGGAGGACGCUCAGGCCUUCAUUAUGAGCACUUUGGAGGCGGUUUACGGCGCUUGGAUUUGAGCUUUCAUUCCUUUCUGACCCCGUGCAGUGACAUUCUGACUUGGCGUGUGCGUGUGGAUGCAGCGUGGCCCAGUGUGUGUGGAAGCGGAGGCGGUGGAGGAGGAGGAAGGUGUGGGCGUGCUGAGAUCCACCGCACGCUCAUCUUGGAGCCAUGGCCAGUGAACCCGUUAUCCUCAACGUGUAUGACAUGUACUGGAUAAAUGAGUACACAUCCAAUCUCGGAAUUGGAGUCUUCCACUCAGGAAUCGAGAUUUAUGGCCGAGAAUUUGCAUAUGGGGGCCACCCAUACCCUUUCAGUGGCAUUUUUGAAAUCAACCCGGGCAAUGCCGCCGAGCUGGGAGAGACCUUCAAAUUCAAAGAGGCUAUCGUCUUGGGGACCACCGACUUCACGGAAGAGGAUGUGGACAAGAUCAUGGAGGAGCUUGGCAAGGAGUUCAAAGGCAACGCCUAUCACCUCAUGCACAAGAACUGCAACCACUUCUCCUCCUCGCUCUCUGAGCUGCUGUGCGGCCGUGAGAUCCCCCGCUGGGUCAACCGUCUGGCCUAUUUCAGCUCGUGCAUCCCCUUCCUGCAGAGCUGCUUACCCAAAGAGUGGCUGACGCCGGCCGCUUUGCAGAGCCACAUCAGCUUGGGCCUUCACAAGGACGAGCUCCGCCGCCAGUCCAGCGACGACGAUCCCGACUGCCCGCCGCCGCCCUCAUCGUCCAGGGGCGCUGGAUCAUCCUCUUCCUCCUCCUCGCACAGCUGCCGCCACACCAGGGUGUGAGCGACUCGUGGACCAGGACUUUGGGGGGUGGGUUCAAGACUUGCCGGUGCCACUUGUUGGACAAUUGAGGACUGCCAAAAGUGGUGUGGCUAAUGCUAACCCAGGAUGUCUGGUCGUUGACCCCAAAAAUGGGGUCAACUGGGAAGGACCUGCCCUCUACCUUAAAUUCUUGAAAAACUCAUCGUCUGAAGCCUUAGCCGCAUGAAAUUUGGUAGACAUGCCGAUUUAAAGUCUCAAGAAGCCAUGCCCUCAAACCCAGUUCCAUCAACAUAAAAUUUACUAGUUUCCAUCUUGCGUAGACCCACAAAAAUGUCUCAAAAAGCCAUGCCUAAAACCUCAUGGGAAGUCUUUCAUUUUGCUUUGAAACGGCCAUUUCGGCUUGCAGUGUCCUUGUGAAUCCGUUCUAAAAAUUCCACCCCUAAAGGCAUUUCACCUUCGCGGCAUGAAUUUUGGUCGACAUGUCUGUCAUGAGUACACCCACAAAAAAGUCUCAAGAAACAACACCAAAAAACCCACAGAGGAUUUCUGCCAUUUUUGGUAGAAGCAUCUGCCCAAUAGCAAACUCUUGAUUUUGUUU
Molecule: messenger RNA, 1805 nt
Organism: Hippocampus zosterae (dwarf seahorse)
Lineage: Eukaryota; Metazoa; Chordata; Actinopteri; Syngnathiformes; Syngnathidae
Product: deubiquitinase DESI2
Exons: 5
Coding region: 614-1228 (204 amino acids)
Biological process (GO): protein deubiquitination
Molecular function (GO): deubiquitinase activity
Source: RefSeq, a predicted model, not a curated record